GUCGCCGCGCCUGCCGCGUCGCCUGGCGUCGCCCUGCGCGCCGCCGCGUCUCGUCUCGCCUCUGCGCCUGAGCGCCACUCAGCUUCAGGAAAUUCAAACAAGUUGCCGACCACUCCGCGGGCACACACGCAUCUUCCCGCUCCAAGGUCACCGAGCCGCUGCGGGACGCACGUGGACCUCCAGAUCCCCCCCAAAGGUAACCGUCAAAGAUCAAACCAGUCAGUUCUGAGGUGGGCCAGUGAUGUCGCCCCCAACACAGGUCCCGCCGCCGUGCCCCCGCCGGACGGUGGCUGGGGUUGGGCCGUGGUGUUGGGUUCCUUCAUCUCCAUCGGCUUCUCCUACGCCUUCCCCAAAGCCAUCACCGUCUUCUUCAAGGAAAUCCAGAUCAUCUUCGACGCCUCCUACAGUCAGAUCGCCUGGAUCUCCUCCAUCAUGCUGGCGGUCAUGUACGCCGCAGGUCCCAUCAGCAGUAUUUUGGUCAACACGUACGGCUGCAGGCCCAUCGUCAUGAUGGGGGGCUGCCUUUGUUCUGCCGGCAUGGUCUUAGCUUCGUUCUGCACCAACGUGGUGCAGCUGUACAUCUGCAUCGGAGUCAUUGGAGGACUUGGACUGGCCUUCAACCUGCAGCCAGCUCUGACCAUGAUCGGCAAAUACUUCUUCAAGAAGCGUCCCAUCGCUAACGGACUAGCCAUGGCCGGCAGCCCGGUCUUCCUCAGCACCCUGGCUCCCCUGAACCAGUACCUCUUCAAUCAGUUUGGCUGGAGGGGCAGCUUCCUCAUCCUGGGGGGCCUGCUCCUGAACUGCUGCGUGGCCGGGUCCCUCAUGAGGCCACUGGGACCGCCUCCGGGCCAAGCCAAGAAGGAAGAGGCGCUGGCGGCCAUCACGACCACGACGGAGAAGCGCAGCGCCUGGCAGCUGGUCAACAAGUACCUGGACUUGUCGCUCUUCAAGCAUCGCGGCUUCCUCAUCUACCUGUCGGGGAACUGUAUCAUGUUCCUGGGUUUCUUCGCGCCCAUCGUUUUCCUCGCCGCGUACGCCAAAGACAUGGGUGUGGACGAGUACUCCGCCGCCUUCUUGCUCUCCAUCCUGGCAUUCGUCGACAUGGUUGCCAGGCCCUCCAUGGGGCUCCUGGCGAACUCGCGCUGGGUCCGGCCCAGGAUCCAGUACUUCUUCAGCUUUGCUGUUUUGUACAACGGCGUGUGCCACAUGCUCUGCCCGCUGGCGAACAGCUACACCGGCCUGGUGGUGUACGCCGUGUUCUUCGGCUUCGCCUUUGGCAUGGUGAGCUCGGUGCUGUUCGAGACGCUGAUGGACCUGGUCGGAGCCCCGAGGUUCUCCAGCGCCGUGGGGCUCACGACCAUCGUCGAGUGCUGCCCAGUUCUCAUCGGUCCACCGUUAGCAGGAAAACUGGUCGACAUCACGAAAAAUUACAAGUACAUGUAUUUCUGCUGCGGUGGCGUGGUGAUCCUGGCCAGCAUUUGGCUCUUCAUCGGGAACUUCAUCAACUACAGACUCCUGGAUCGCGAGCGCAAGCAGGCGGAGAUGUACAAACGGACUGAAACGGAGGAUCCCGACCGAGUUCRGGGCGACAAUGAGGCGGACGGCGUGGCCUCGGAGGAGCUGGUCGACAAAAGUCAGAAAGACGAGGAGUCCAUGCAACGGGAGACCAACAUCUGAAACGUUCUUCAUUGUUUUCACGUCUUUGGCUGCAAUCCAAUCUGAGCUCCAAGCCAAGAGGUGCCUCUCACCAUUCUGAACCAACGACUGGGCUCCACUGGACUCCUCCUAAAAUAACUGCCAAAGCAGGAGAUGAAUAAAGGAAGCUGUGAGGUAUAGUAUUGGUCUGAGAUGCAUUAGCUGUGACUACAACUAAAAUAUUAGGAGUUAAACAUAGUCUUUACUGUUUUUUUUUUAAAUUUUUUUUAAUAAAACGUAUUCAGCUUAUAUUGAGACGUGCACUGCAGCUGUUGUGCUGUUUUGAAUGUAUUUCAGAAAGUCAAAGGUUUGGCUACAAAAAACAACUAAUUUCAGACUUUUAAGUGUUCAAUCGAGGAAAGUGGCUGCCCCGAAGCAAAAGAGUUCAACCCUUUUGACUGAAGACAAAGAACAAAGCUUGUCAGAUCAAGCAAAAUUAAAAAAGGGCAGCUGAUUUAGAAUUUGUUUCAAGAAUGUGCAAGUUCAGGCCUCAGAGAGCAAGUCCAAGUCACACAGAAGGAAUUUUUACUGACAUUUUACUGAUUCUUUAUCUUCUGGAUAUUCAACAUUUCUCACAAAACACAAGGUCAAGUUAUUAAGUGGAAWCAAAGACGGAGUUUCUUGGUGUUUAGCUGAUGUUCUUUGACCCCUAAUUCAAACUGGGGCUUCAAAUAUUCCUGUACAAAAUGGAGCACUAUGCUCAUAAUCUGCUCAGUUGUAGUUGUUUCCUUUUAUAGAGUUUAAACAAAAUGUUUACCCAGUAAUCCAGCCAUCGGUCAUUACUGUCACGUCUGUACGUAAACAGACAGGACGUAAAUAUUCCAAGACUUUGAGUUUAGACAUUGCUUUGUUUCAUGGUUGAUAAAAAAAGAUCAAAACUAAAUGUGUAAUACGCCGGGGUACAUCAAACUUAACUUUACAAAGGUGUGACAAUUAAAAUAACUUAAAUCCUUAUUUGUGAAGUAGUUUUUGUAAGUGCAGCUCAUUUCUAGGUGUAGGGAGGAAUCUUUGAUUUCUUUAAACUUCUAAUGAAUGUUGCUUUUUCCAAAACAAAUGUCCAACACCUCUGUAAUCCCAGUUCUACAGAACAACGGUCACUAUAAAUAAACUAARAAAACAUU
Austrofundulus limnaeus is the source of this 2816-nucleotide messenger RNA. Its product is annotated as monocarboxylate transporter 2. The coding region runs from base 433 to 1677 and encodes 414 amino acids. Gene Ontology annotation, biological process: plasma membrane lactate transport. Gene Ontology annotation, molecular function: lactate transmembrane transporter activity. NCBI's taxonomy places the organism in Eukaryota, Metazoa, Chordata, Actinopteri, Cyprinodontiformes, Rivulidae. The record is from RefSeq and is a predicted model, not a curated record. Gene Ontology annotation, cellular component: basolateral plasma membrane. The transcript is spliced from 5 exons.